UUAUACUUGAACGUUCUCAAUUGAAUUCAAAGAUGUUCAACUUGACAGUUGGGGCGAUCGAUGCAAUAAAUAGCGGCAAGAAUGUCGAAGAGCCGGUUCUCAAACUAUUGGGGUUUAAAAGUGUCCCAGGUGGUGGCAGUGGUCAAAAUCGUUAUAGAUUACUGCUCACCGAUGGCGUGAAGACUCAUUCAUUUGCUAUGCUUGCCACACAGUUAAACCACUUGAUUGAUGAAAAUAAAUUGGUUAACAAUACUGUAAUUCGCGUUAGAAAACAUGUCUGUAAUAACAUCCAGAAUAACAAAGUUGUUCUUAUCGUUUUGGAUCUUGAUAUACUUGGAACAGAUGACUCAUCGGGUGGUUUGAAGUCCGAACCAACAUCUGAAAUAGCCAAACCUGCCACAACCACUUCUCAUUCGUUAGAAAACGAACAAAAAACUCCACCCAAGUCCUCUAGUGGUCCAUUCUCUGGUGGUCAGCCAAAUACCCCUGGAACACCAGGCUCUGGUCUCCCACGUAUAUUUCCUAUACAAAGCCUCAAUCCAUAUCAGAAUAGAUGGAGUAUACGUGCUCGUGUAUCACAAAAAUCUGCCAUCCGUACUUGGAGCAAACAAGGUCGUGAUGGGAAGUUGUUCAACUUUACAUUAGUUGAUGAAAGCGGUGAAAUCCGGGUUACAGCGUUUAAUGCUGAAGUAGACAAAUUUUAUGAUACGAUUGAGGUAAAUAAAGUGUAUUAUGUCAGUCGAGCAAACUUGAAAGCAGCUAAUAAACAAUUCAAUACAACAAACAAUGAUUAUGAAAUGACACUUCAUAGUGAUAGUCAAGUGUUGCCUUGUGAAGAUGCCGAUACUACUUCUUUGCCAGAAACUCAUUUCAAUUUUAUUCCAAUUGGAAAAUUGGAUACACAAUCGCCUGGAUGUUUUGUCGACAUUGUUGGGGUUGUACAUGAAUGUGGUGAAGUACAAACAAUCACUGCUAAAGCAUCUCAACGUGAAUUACGUAAACGUGAAUUAGGCCUGGUGGAUAGUUCUAACUGUUUAGUGCGUCUUACACUAUGGGGUGAAGAAGCAGAGAAUUUCGAUGGUGCCAGUCAUCCUGUGAUUGUUAUAAAAGCAGCAAAAAUAUCUGAUUUUAAUGGUAU
Messenger RNA from Schistosoma turkestanicum, 1138 nucleotides. NCBI's taxonomy places the organism in Eukaryota, Metazoa, Platyhelminthes, Trematoda, Strigeidida, Schistosomatidae. The record is from the annotation of a GenBank genome assembly.